Molecule: messenger RNA, 876 nt
Organism: Cordyceps fumosorosea ARSEF 2679
Lineage: Eukaryota; Fungi; Ascomycota; Sordariomycetes; Hypocreales; Cordycipitaceae
Product: ThiJ/PfpI family protein
Exons: 3
Coding region: 1-876 (291 amino acids)
Source: RefSeq, a predicted model, not a curated record
AUGAGUGUGAACAAGAGCUCUGCAGUGGCCGAUGAGCCCAUUGAUGUGCUCAUCGCCCUGCACCCCAAGUUUGACAUUCUGGACCUCACCGGUCCCAUGAAGGUCUUUACCACGGCCGCCCACGACUUCAACGACCAGUCCAGCAAAGCCUUCGAGGUCACCAUUGUCGGAGCCGAACCAAAGGUUCUUUCCGAGCAGGGUGCUGUUAUCGGUUCUCAAAUCACCUUCAAGGAGGCACACGAGCGCCUCGAGGACUUUGACAUUCUCGUCAUCCUCGGCGGCAACUCGGAGGAGAUUCUCAAGACCGAUGCGCAGCCCCUCGGCCUCAUCAACGACUUUGCCGAGCUCCAGAAGCGCGAUCCCGGCAGGGAGCGAACCAUGUUCUCCAUCUCAGGCGGAUCCCUCUUCCUCGCCCGCGAGGGCAUUCUCUCUGGCCUCUCCGCCACCUGCCACCCCGACUUCAUGACCAAGUUUGAGAAUGAGUGCAGCGAUGCUGCUACUCGCAACCUCCAGGAGCGCACUGACGUUAUCGAGGAUGCCCGAUACGUCGUCAACAACCUUCGCUUUGACCUCGGCGAUGAGGACGAGAACCCAUACAUUCGUCGCAAGUCCGAUGCAGGCCGCCGACCAUCCCAGACAGCUCGCAAGGGCAGCAUGUCCUUCAAGGAGACUGGCCGUCGUGAGUCGAUCGCCCGCCGUGCUGCCAUGCGCCUUGGCGGUCUUCGUGUCAUUACGGCUGGAGGCAACAGCGCUGGCAUCGAUGCUGCUUUGUAUCUUGUCAGCGCUCUGGUUGACGAUGGGUGUGCGGCGGAAGUCUCCAGGAUCAUGCAGUGGAACUGGAGCAAGGGCGUGGUUGUCGACGGUCUCGAUGUCUAA